Molecule: messenger RNA, 3306 nt
Organism: Lingula anatina
Lineage: Eukaryota; Metazoa; Brachiopoda; Lingulata; Lingulida; Lingulidae
Product: leucine-zipper-like transcriptional regulator 1
Cellular component (GO): Golgi apparatus
Molecular function (GO): protein binding
Source: RefSeq, a predicted model, not a curated record
AUGGCGGUACGAAGAAUGUUUUCGUUGCGGUCUGCAAGAUAAUUUGCAGUUCAGACCAAAUUUAACCACAAUUUUAUCAAUUUAAGUGGGGGGAAAACUUUUAAACAUCUCAAUUUAUAUAGGGAGCAGCAUUAUUAUUCAAGGAUGGCUAUAGCAAGACCGCCAGGCGUCGAUUUUGACCACCAUAACUGGACGGAGAGCGCGGAGUGUUUGACGCUUGAUUUUGGUCCAUUCGAGACGGUACAUCGAUGGAGGCGUAUGCCAGAAUGUGACGAGUUUGUUGGAGCUAGGAGGAGUAAACAUACAGUUGUUGCAUACAAAGAAGCUAUCUAUGUGUUUGGAGGAGAUAAUGGGAAGAACAUGCUAAAUGACUUCCUGAGGUUUGAUGUGAAAGACAAGUCAUGGGGAAGGGCAUUUACCACCGGUACCCCACCGGCACCAAGGUACCACCAUUCUGCAGUGGUGCAUGAGGGAAGCAUGUUUGUCUUUGGUGGCUACACUGGUGACAUCCAUUCUAACUCCAACCUGACCAACAAGAAUGACCUGUUUGAGUACAAGUUUGCUACAGGGCAGUGGGUGGAGUGGAAGUUUGAAGGAAGUAGGAUGCCAGUACCCCGUGCUGCCCAUGGUGCUGCAGUGUAUGAUGGGAAGAUGUGGAUUUUUGCUGGCUAUGAUGGCAAUGCCAGGCUCAAUGAUAUGUGGACGAUAUCUUUACUAGGAGACUCUAGACAGUGGGAAGAGGUGCACCAGUCUGGAGACAUUCCCCCUACUUGCUGUAACUUUGCACUAGCUGUGGCUAGAGACUGCAUGUUUGUGUUCUCAGGCCAGAGUGGAGCCAAGAUCACCAAUAACCUAUUCCAGUUUAAUUUCAACUCAAAACAAUGGACCAGAAUCUCUACAGAACACAUCUUGAGAGGAGCACCACCUCCACCAGAGAAGAGAUAUGGUCACACUAUGGUGGCUUAUGACAGACAUCUAUAUGUAUUUGGAGGAGCUACUGGACAAACACUGCCCAAUGAACUACACUGUUUUGAUUUGGACUCUGAAAACUGGUCUAUAAUUGAGCCAUCUGUUGAUAGCCAGGUACCAUCUGGUCGUCUUUUUCAUGCCUCAGCUGUGGUGGGAGAUGCCAUGUAUGUGUUUGGUGGGACAGUAGACAACAAUGUGAGGAGUGGAGAGAUCUACAGGUUCCAGUUCUCCAGCUAUCCCAAGUGUACAGUGCAUGAUGACUACGGCAGGCUGCUAGAGAGCAAACAGUUCUGUGAUGUCAACUUUGUGCUGGGAAAGAACAAUGUCAGUAUUCCUGCUCAUAUUUCCAUGGUUUCUGCCAGAUCUUCCUGGCUGAGGAAUAAAAUCAAACAAGCCAAAGAACAGCAAAUUGCCACAGCUAAUGCCGAAGAAAUGAACUCCAAAAACUCUAGCAAGAAACUGGAAGUGCAUCUCCCUGAAGCAGAGGCCAAGGCUUUUGACAUGAUUCUGUCUUAUAUCUAUACUGACAGAAUACAUCCCACUCAGAAAGGCCAAGAGCCGACCAGUAAUGAGGUCAUUCUCACCAUGAUGGAUGUGUACAGACAGGCAUUACAGUUUCAUAUGAAGAGGCUAGAACAGCUGUGUGUACAAUUUCUUGAAGCCAGUAUAAAUCACAGAAAUGUCUUAGUAGCUCUGCAGAAUGCGGCAAGACUCAAACUAGACUUCCUUAAGGAGUUUUGUCUGAAGUUUAUAGUUAAAGAAAGCAACUACAAUCAGAUAGUGAUGAGCAAGGAGUUUGAGAAUGUGGACCGUUCAUUGAUGGUGGAAAUAAUAAGGAGGCGGCAGAUGCCACCUGUCAGACUGCUGCCAGAGCCUGGCCCAGAUACUACCAACUACAACACCUUGGAGCAAGACCUGGAGACAUUCCUGAAGUACACAGGGCAGGAGUUCUGUGACAUCACCCUCAUGCUGGACGGCACUCCCAUCCAGGCACACAAGGCCAUCCUGGCAGCCAGGUGUAGCUACUUUGAGGCCAUGUUCAGGUCCUUUAUGCCAGAGGAUAACACAGUCAGCAUUGCCAUUGGAGAAAUGGUUCCAUCACGCCAGGCCUUUGACAGCCUGAUGAGGUACAUCUAUUACGGUGAUGUGACCAUGCCUCCAGAAGAUAGCUUGUACUUGUUCUCAGCACCCUACUUCUAUGGUUUCACCAACAACAGGCUGCAGGCUUACUGCAAACAGAACCUGGAGAUGAAUGUGUCUUUUGAGAAUGUGGUCCAGAUUCUGGAGGCUGCAGACCGUAUUCAGGCAUUGGACAUGAAGAAGCAUGCUCUGAACAUCAUUGUUCAUCACUUCCCAAAGGUGGCACGGUUACCCCAGAUCUGCCGUUUAAGCAGGGCACUGCUACUGGACAUAUUCUACGCCCUGGCAGAUGACCUUGGGGACAGUCGCAUGUGUCAGGACGUGUCCUCAAUCAGCCUGUACUCCGACUCCAGCAACAUGUGACUUGAAGCCUGCUGGUGGGAGGAAGAGGGGCAUUGUUGGUAGAUCUUAAUAGUGUGCCAGCUACAUUUCCCAUAGUAAUAUCACAGCAUUAUCUGUUCUACUGUGAUGUACGUUCGCCAGUGGGAGCUUACUGCAGACGUCUUGGAAGUGAGAUGUAUACAGAAAUGCAGUGUUAAAGGGACACGUUGGAGAAGACCAAGGAUGUUAUCGUGUGGCCCUUGUGCCACUUUUUUAAGUGCAAUAGUAUUUUGGUGCUUUAUUAAAAACAACAGCAACAACAUUUGCAGCUGUUUUGUUUGACGGUGAUCAUCCAUGUAUGCCACAGUUAAUAUUAUUGGAGAUGAUUUGAUGCUAUUGCAUUCGAACCAAGGCUUGUUGUGAUAGGUGCGACAGAGCUGAUUAUGUUUCAUGUUGUUUCCAGUUCUGCUACCGCACUUUUUAUAGUCAUCUUGGUGCUGACAUUCUUUUCCCCAUAUCACCUCCGGUAAAUGUGUGCAAUUUUGAACAAUCGUUCAUAUGUUGUGAGCAAUGGACAAUAUUGUAACAAAAUUUUAACUAAACGUGUAUUUGUUGUAAGGCAAAGAGGUGUAAUGGCGUUUGCUUUUAACAAGUUAAUAGCCUGGGCCUAAUAGAAUCUGCAACGGAAUAUGGCUGUAGGAGGGGGGCAUUUAAGCCAAAAAAAAUGAUAAUACAUAAUUAUUUCGGCAUCACUUAAUGCGUUAUAACAUCAAAAUAAGUGGUACACUGGUUAAGUCAAUUUUGUUAAUAUAUUAUAUUAAGCGAGUCCGACUAUGUUGACCAGGUGUUAUCUGAGUCUGCUUUGAAUAAAAUUAC